Messenger RNA from Panicum hallii, 444 nucleotides. RefSeq lists its product as uncharacterized. Lineage: Eukaryota; Viridiplantae; Streptophyta; Magnoliopsida; Poales; Poaceae. The coding region runs from base 1 to 444 and encodes 147 amino acids. The transcript has a single exon. The record is from RefSeq and is a predicted model, not a curated record.
AUGGCCGGAGUCCGGGAAGAAGAGUUCGACGAGGGAGACGUGUGGGACGUGCUGCAGGGCGACCACCAUCAGGUCGGCAGCACGGAGGCAGCGGCGGCGGCGGCGUUCGUGGUGACUUCUCCAAGGAAUAGGAGGGCCCGCAGCGGCAAGGACAAGAAGCCCGCUGUGGCCAAGAGCGACGGUAUGGUUAUGAGCAGGCCGAGGCCGUCGGCGCCGGUGGCCAUCCCGGCCGGCAGCGGCUCUUCGAGGCUCGGCGGCGGCGGCGAGGAGGACGAGGAGGACGGAGGGGAGAUGCUGCCGCCGCACGAGUGGCUGGCGAGGAAGAUGGGGCGGAUGGGCGUGGCGUCGCCGCCGGACCAGGCGUGCAGGGGGCGAAGCAAGAGCCGGGAGCUCACCAAGAUCAGGGACGCCCUGCUCCCCAAGACCGCCUUCUCAGAGCAGUAG